AUGGAUCUCUAUGUCGCAGCUAGAGCGGGCGACGAGCAGGCGGUGCGGGAGCUGCUGGCUGCCGGCGCCGCGACUGAAGCAGCCGCGGCAGGAACCGGGCAUGUGGACGUGGUGCGGCAGCUGCUGCAGGCAGCCCCAGCCACGGUGUCUGCAGUGGACAUGCUGGGCUUCACCCCGCUGCAUACUGCGGCUUGGGAUGGCCACUCAGCGGUGGUGCAGCUGCUGCUGGAGGCUGCACCAGAGGCGGGGUGGCUGGUGGGUCGGCUGGGGCAGGAGCAGCGUGCACGGCUGCGCACCGCGGCCCUCAGCCUGGGCAGAGCGGCGGCGCUGUUGCAUGGUGCAUUGGCGCUGCCAGCAGAGGUCAACCACCGCAUCCUGGCGCGGGCGCUGGAGCAGCCAUGA
This is a messenger RNA of Chlorella variabilis, 402 nucleotides long. RefSeq names its product expressed protein. The record is from RefSeq and is a predicted model, not a curated record. NCBI's taxonomy places the organism in Eukaryota, Viridiplantae, Chlorophyta, Trebouxiophyceae, Chlorellales, Chlorellaceae. Gene Ontology annotation, molecular function: protein binding. Bases 1 to 402 code for a protein of 133 amino acids. The transcript has 3 exons.